AUGUCUGCCGUUCGGACAUAUGGCAAGAAAGGCACAAAGAGAAACCUGGACUCAGGACCCGUGCAGAGUUCUUCUAAAAAGCCAAAAAUCGACUCGAUAGUACCUUCCACACCAAAAGCUGCUCAGGACUACCUCUCUCACAUCUUCGACACCGACCUUCCUUCUCCAGCACCCUCGACUCCGAAUAGGUUAUCCAAACGCAUGCUUGGACGGUCCAAAACUGAACCCACACUGGGAGAUUCGAAAGAUUCUCUAGAGUCAAGUAGUAAAAGCUUACUGGAUAAAACAUCUUCACUCCCUUCCUUUACAUCUCCGCCUAAACGCUCUAUUCCUCCACCAUCAGAGCCAUCUUCUUCUCCCCAACGUCCAGCAAUGAAUCACAAGCGCACUUAUGCUGGCAAGUCGCGGUCAUUUCUUGUGGCAAUGCCUGCCGACCGGUCUCUUCCGGAGGAACUACAAGACGAUUACAACAAUCGGGAAUCCUAUGCCGUUUUACGCAGUAGAUGGGGAGUAGACAAUUCUGAAGAUGAUCCUUAUCCGGAACCUCUUUCUCCCCUGAAGUCCAACACCACUACCCCGAGCGGUUCACCGUCAAAAGGAAAGGGAAAAGGACGAUUGAAGCAAGAAGUCAAUGUGCCAGCUGAUAUUAUUCAACCAUUAAGGAGCAUAACAGAAAUUCGAAAUAAAGGAGAGAGCAGAAGGUUCUUGGAUGAAGUUGGGUAUCUUCUGGAAGGCAUGGGCAAGGACGAAACACCGGCUUUGAAGAAAGCUAGUGCUUUAGAAAUAAUCAGCCGGCUCUGUGAACCCGACUUUGUUCGUCAAGCGAAAGCCGCAGACUUCCUGCAAAGUACUUGGGAUGCGUUUAUCGAAGCUGGCGGUGGAACAGGAGAAGACAAGGUUCUCGAUACUUUGAUCGUAGCUUUUGCAGCCCUGGUAUCUCGGGACCUUCUUUCUUUGACAGACUUGGCGCAACGGGUCUCUCCAUCCUCAAGCACUUCUUCACACCCAUCAUUCACCACAAUUCUCUUCUCUCUUGUCGCUUCUCUCACACCAGAAACCGACCCACUUCUCAUCAUAUCACAGAGUUCGACCCCCGAUGGUCAACUGAAAAGGCUCGGGAUCAUGAAGACGGACCGUGCUAUCCUCAAAACCUUACAUUCUGUGAUCACAUCGCAAGCUCGUAUUUUUCAUUCAAAGACACCUAUAUCCGAUGCCCUUUUAAUCACCCAUACACUAGCCACGGUUCCCGUGGAGCUCUUAUCAUGCGCCCACAUGUCUCUCCUCCUGCAAUCCCUUCGUGCUCAGUUGCAAGCAGCAAUAGAUGGCCUUUCUUCCAUCACCAGUCUUGCAAAUGUAGAUUCCGCAAGUGGCAUCACCAAGCCUUCCUCGUCCUCUAAAUCGACUCAUACCACGUCAUAUACAUCAACCCUAGCGUCAUUGCAUCUCAUUCCUUUUUCCGUCAUCCAUACCCUUCUGGCUCUUCUUGAUGGUUAUCUAUUAGCGCAAUGGGCACCUUCGCGGGAGGUUGAUCAUGCAAAUUGUCGCCGUCUUCUCGAUGAGGCUCGGGACGAAUGGCUAGCGGAUGGUCUGGUAGCGGUGGGUAUAACUGCUGAACUUUCGACAACUCUUGCUUUACCUAUGAAGAGGAAGGAUAAACAUAGAACCGGAAUGGAUGCUUCAAGCCGGUGUACGGAAAUUAUCUUCCGGGUGCUCGUCAGUCUUACGCACUCUGAUCCCCUUUGGGGUCAAACCCUAACCAAAAAUAGUCAAGCAAUGAUGUUUAUCGUUAGGACAAUUGUCAGGGCAGAUGAUUUUUGGGGCACAAUCAUGGCAGGGGCCCGUCGAUCUUCUAUCUCAUUGUUGACUGGACGGACUGCCAUUAACGGAAAGCAUAAUUCCAAGAACACGGAGAAACCCACAACUCGCACGAAGGUGGAGAAAGUGGAAGAGGAUGGCAAAACAACAGAUUAUGACUCUGAGGAUUACGGAAAUGGCAAUUUUGAUCAACCCACGACAGUAACGGAACGCUCGUCACCAACUCGUGCACUGGAUUGGCUUUGUCUUUCGCUUGGCCUUAUAACGAAUCUCGUUCAGGUGGUUGACGAGGCGAAAAUCAUACUCAGGGAAACCAUGUUAGACCCAGACUGUAUCCAAAAAACCAUUCCAUGUAUCCGCGUUUGUUCAUGUCGCAGGCCUACGAGUGUGCUCAAGCUCUUAGUCUCCACGUACGAACACCAACUUCCAUUCAUCUCUGUUCAUUCAACAAGACCCGUCGUGAAAAUACCGGAAAUCCCACUCACGCUGGAAACAGAACAACAAGAACAACAAGCGGAAGCAGACGCCUCCUUUUUGUUAGGACAUCUUUCUGUUCUUUUCGGGCUGCUCAUGAUGGACAGCUCAGAAAACCAGGAAAUCGUGUUAGAUUCGCUGCCGUUACUCCAUCUGGGACAUGAAGACAUCAAGCCAAACUCUAAUAGUAAACACAAAUUGAAACAGCAGAAACUUGGUCAGCUAGUCGAGAACGCGUCUGAGUUGGGCGUGUUCUAUACUGUUAUCAGCCGUAGAGGGCUAUCUGGCAACGGGAUAGCCGCGGAUACUCCCGAUCCGGGACAAAGCCAUGAAGAGAACGAUGCUGCUAGAGGUGCAGAUGUAGCCAAGGGGGUCAUAUCGUUCUUACGGUAUCUACUCGAUAGUCUUUAG
Lentinula edodes (shiitake mushroom) is the source of this 2700-nucleotide messenger RNA. RefSeq lists its product as uncharacterized. The record is from RefSeq and is a predicted model, not a curated record. The transcript has 6 exons. Gene Ontology annotation, biological process: regulation of chromosome condensation. The coding region runs from base 1 to 2700 and encodes 899 amino acids. NCBI's taxonomy places the organism in Eukaryota, Fungi, Basidiomycota, Agaricomycetes, Agaricales, Omphalotaceae.